This is a messenger RNA of Lethenteron reissneri (Far Eastern brook lamprey), 2506 nucleotides long. RefSeq names its product ubiquitin carboxyl-terminal hydrolase 10-like. Gene Ontology annotation, cellular component: cytosol; nucleus. Gene Ontology annotation, biological process: protein deubiquitination; regulation of apoptotic process. The record is from RefSeq and is a predicted model, not a curated record. Gene Ontology annotation, molecular function: cysteine-type deubiquitinase activity. NCBI's taxonomy places the organism in Eukaryota, Metazoa, Chordata, Hyperoartia, Petromyzontiformes, Petromyzontidae.
GUAUUUAUCUUAACAAAUCACAAAGGGUCAUUGAGUUUAUUUUUAACAAAUGUUAAAACUGAUAUCCAUUACCAUUUUGAAAUGCAUUUAGCACCUUUUUUAAAUUACAGCUACCUUUUUUGCAUGCAUAACAACGAACUGAACUCGUUCGUCUUUAGUCAAUGGCAACUUCUUUGAAUAUUUUGUCAGUUUGGGGUUCCUCUAAAAAUCAAUCGUCUAUAUAUAUUUCAGAGACAUUUAAUGCAGAUCACUUAUCGGUUCAUGGACUUAAUUUGAUUCAUUUUGAAGAUAAUUCAGUCUCACGUGUGUUGGGAUGCCAGUCCGGAUGGGAGGAUUAAUUGUGGAUGUGUUGACUGCGUUGCUGUGGCAGGGCCCAACCACGACUGUGGCAGCUGGAGCAGAGGACACCUCGUCCGGUAACGACCUCACGGUCUUGGCCCCCACCUCGUCCAACGAGGUGCUGGUGGCGGCCGACGAGUGGCUCAACACGCAACCCAGCUGCCUUCGCCAUGGCUGGCCUGAACCCUCCCUGGUGCCAGCUACAGCACGCGAUAACAUCAGCGUGUCUGUGCUGCCUGCACCCCAAGAUGGCGACCCCCGCGAGGGAUCCCGCGGGGCUGUGCCCGGGACCCCCUCCCCGGAUGAAGCCCGAGGCACGGCGCGGGUCGCCGUGCCGGAGCUGACGGGAGCCGCGCAGGCGGCGGCGGGGCCGCUAAACCAACCACAACGCUGGGAGUACACUGGGGACCCAACCAUGACUGUGGCGUGCGGAGCAGAGGGCACCUCGUCCGGCAACGACCUCACGGUCUUGGCCCCCACCUCGUCCAACGAGGUGCUGGCGGCGGCCGACGAGAGGCUCUGCUCCCAACCCAGCUGCCUUCCCCAUGGCCUGCCGGAACCCUCCCCGGUGCCAGCCACAGCACGAGAAAACAUCAGCGUGUCUGUGCUGCCUGCAUCCCAAGAUGAUGACCCCCGCGAGGGAUCCCGCGGGGCUGUGCCCGGGACCCCCUCCCCGGAUGAAGCCCGAGGCGCGGCGCGGGUCGCCGUGCCGGAGCUGACGGGAGCCGCGCAGGCGGCGGACCCAACCACGACUGUGGCGUGCGGAGCAGAGGGCACCUCGUCCGGCAACGACCUCACGGUCUUGGCCCCCACCUCGUCCAACGAGGUGCUGGUGGCGGCCGACGAGAGGCUCUGCGCCCAACCCAGCUACCUUCCCCAUGGCCGGCCGGACCCCUUCCCAGUGCCAGCCACAGAGAACAUCAGCGUGCCUGUGCUGCCUGCACCCCAAGAGGAGGACGACGGCAUUCCGGCGGCACGGCUCUCGUUGUUUGCGCCGGAGCGGCUGAACCUCCGGUGGGAGAGCGACGUGGGCAAGGGUGCCGGCCUGCGCAACCUGGGGAACACCUGCUUCCUCAACGCCACGCUGCAGUGCCUCGCCUACACGCCGCCGCUCGCCAACUACCUGCUGCUGCAAGAGCACUGCAGCACCUGCCAACGGAGCGACUUUUGCCUGAUGUGCGUCAUGGAGCGUCACGUCGUCAGCACGUUCAACAACUCGCAGACAGUUCUGACACCCAAGGUCAUCACUAACAACAUCACGCGCAUCGCCAAACACCUGCGCAUUGGGAGACAGGAAGAUGCCCACGAGUUUCUGCGAUACGUGGUCGAUGCCAUGCAAGCCUCAUGCCUCUAUGGCCACAGCGAGCUGGACAGAUACACGGAGGCUACCACCCUCAUUUACCAGAUCUUCGGGGGUUACCUUCGUUCACGUGGUAAGUUUUGCGCACUCCUCUAGAAACUUGUUAACCGCGAACAGUAAGUGCACCAUCACAGUGUAGACCUGCUCGCGUUGCAGCAUUUACACUCACACACGUGCCACACGGAAUAACCUUUUACCAGUUGGUGAAAAGUAGCGAUUACCUAUGUCAGUGGGGAGCGUGCAUUUAGUUUGACUAAGACACAUGUGACGUCCCUCCCUAAUGUGUGUUUGCUUUGCAGUGGAGUGCAUGCAGUGCUGCAAUGACUCCAACACCUACGACACAUGCCUGGACAUCGCACUCUAUAUUAAUGUAAGCAAUGAGAAAACCAUUUCUUAACAGUUAUACAUGUACAUACGGUGCGAAGGAGGUUCAACAUGCACACAUCAACAACAACCGCCAUUCGCCACUAAAUGGCGAUGAUGUCACCAUGGCACUUGUGCUAGGCUGAGUGCACUUUAAGGCCAUGUGAAGUGUCGAACGCCUGCUGGCAGGUCACGGGACAGACCCAGGUGCCAUGGAUUGACUGAAUGAGAUGACUGGCUGAUGUACUACCUGUGCCCCCUUCUGUGCCAACAUACAUCACGCAGACACAUCGAUCAGCCACUUAACAUCCAAACACACUGCCAGUACCGUGCAUCAUCUCGUUUAUUGCGGUCGUACGAUUUAAUACAAGAUGCGGAUUUUCGGAGUUGCCGUCACAAUACAAUGUUUAUGGAAUGCUUCUUAAGGGUCUUCAUUUGCCUUUC